AUGCUUUCGCAUCGCUCGCGGUCGACACCUUGGCAUCCGGGCGGUCGCCGGGGCCGCGGGACGGUGGCGGGCCGCGUAGUCCUCACCGAUGGGGUGAACAUGCUCGGCGGGUGGCUGCUGCUGCCGGAGCGCGAGACCGUGCGCACGGACGCCGGGCACCUGGUCGCGCGGCGGCCAAAGCUCGUGCGCACCGGGCGCAUGGAGCUCUACAUCGGGGGGGUGCUGGUGCACCGCACGGCCCGCGUGCGGCUGGCCCUGAUCGACACCUCGACCGGCAUCCGGCUGAGCGCCCUGGAGGGGGGCACCGGCGGCCGCGCCGAGGAGGGGUCCUGCCCGACGACGGUCUUCGACUCGAAUUGCCCGGGGGCCCAGCUGCCGCCGCCGCCGAAGGACCUGUCGCCGCUGUUCCGGGGCCCGGCCAGCGGCGGGCCCGGGCCCCAUGGCCGGGCGUCGGCCCGGUCGGCCCGGUCUGCCACGCCCGGGGCGGCCGGUCCCCUGGCCGGCAGCCCCACCGGCGCCGGGGCGGGCAUGUCGGCCGCGGCCGGGCCCGGGCCAUCGGUCCCGGCCGGCGCCGGGGGCGGGGCCACCACCCUGGCCGCCCUGAAUGGGCCCCGGCUCCGCCAUGCGCGGUCGUCCCUGAAGCGGUCCUGGCACCUGCACGUGCCACGGCGAUACGACAUGGACAAGGAUGCCCAGGGCGCGGUGGCCCGGUGCGCGCCGGUCAUGGCCCCGCCGCUGGCGCCGGUGCGGCUGGACGCGUCGAACCGCGACCGCAUGGUGUUCGCCGCAUCGCGCGACAUCUACCAAAGCGCCCGCGCCGGCACCGGGCCCGGGAGUGCCAUGUCCCGGGGCCUGAUCGCGGGGGACCCCUUCUCCCGGGCCAUGCCCGGGCCCGGCCAGCCGGGCGGCGGCCCGGAUGCCGGGCUCAUCGGCCCCGGCGGCAGUGGCUUCCAGGCGGCCAUCGAGACGACCGUGGUCGACCGCCUGACCGGGGAGCUCCGCACGCUGGAGCUCAAUUCGCCGGCCUGCGUGGCGGCCAUCAGCAUGGGCCUGCAGGGGCAGGAGCCGGCCGUGCCGCUGCGCAUCGGCACCUGGCCCGAGGCCAUCCCCCUGCCGCUGGAUGUCCUCCGCCGGGCCACCCUGGCCGCCGGCGGCACCCACCUGGAUCCCAACCCCGUGCGGGUGGACAUCAUCAUCACGGUCAAGGACCGGCCGCUGAGUAGCUGGCGCCGGCGGGACACCCGGGCGUCCGGGCUGCCCGGGCCGCCGGGCGCCCGGGCCCCUGGCGCCCCGAAGGUCGGCCCCCAGGUGGUGCCGCUGCUGGGGGACGACGGGGCCCCGGUCCCCGGCCGCCAGGUGGCCGGGUCCGGGGCCGCGCUCUUCCGCCAGCCGCAAAAGCCCAGCCGGGCGGCGGCCCUGCGCGGGCGCUUCAGCCGCCAGCGGCAAAUUUGGUCCGGCUCCUUCGAGCUCGGGGCCUUCCUGGCCAGCUGCAAGAAGGCCCCCCCGGGCAGUCUGAUGGCCAGUGACCGGCCGCCGGUGGCCGGGGCCACGCGGCACCCGGGCGCGCGGCUGUCCCCCGAGCAGCCCGGCAACCACGCCUUCACCCGGUGGAUCCCCCUGCGCCUGGAGCAGGACAAUGUGGCGGCCGCGCGUGCCGGAGCCGACGCCCCCCAGCCCGAGGCGGCGGCGGCGGGCCCCGGUGCCGGCCCGGGCCCGGCCACCGGCGCCGCCCUAUCCGGCCGGCAACGGCGCCGCCACACCAGCGAGGCGGCCCUCAUGCACCAUGCGGUGGAGUCCGGCGCGCUGGGCGUCCCCACCGAUGGGGCCCGGCCCUACUCGAACGCCGAAAUCCAUCGGAUCCUCAAGGCGGCCCACACCACGGACACCAUCGAGGCGCUGGGCUUUUCCCAGGGCUCCUGGAUGGCCAGCGGAGCGGUGGGCGACCUGCCCGAGGCCCGGCUGAUGGUAUCCUUCCACUUGGAGAACGCGAUCGACGUGAGCCAGGACAACUCCCUGGCCCUGAUCGGCAUGGAUCGCCUGCAGGCGCGGCUGUCCACCCGCGGCGGCGGCGGCGGCGGCGGCUCGCACGACGGCCCAGCCGCCCAGGCCCGGAUCCCGGUGGUCCUGCGGCUGCCGGUGCUGGCCAAUGAGCCGGGCUGGAAUGCCGUGUCGCUGGACGCCAUGCUGGCCCGGUCGCCGGUGCAGGCCCUGCCCAUGUCGGCCGGCGGCCAGUGGUCCUCCAGGUCGCCGGGGGUGCCUUCGCCCGCCGGCGGCAGCCCGCCCGGCUCGCCGCCCGCCUGGACCGAUCUCUCCUGGGACCCGACCGCCGGGCUGGAGGACAUUUCCCUGCCGCCGGCCGGCCGCCCCGGGCGCGCCGCCCACAAUGGCGGCCACGACAACGACGACGACGACGACGACGACGACAACUCCAGCUGGACAUCGCAGAGCGACCGCGACCGGGCCGAGGAGGAGCGCGCCGUGCUGGCCUACUUCGAGACCCUGCGCACCGAGCAGGCGGCACGGCACCGCGUUGCCCUGGCCCGGCAGCAGGCCAGCCAGGCGCCUGGCAGCCCGCCGGCCACCGGCGCGGUGUCCUUCGCGCCCUCGCCGGAGGUCCUGUAUCUGGGGAGCCCGCCGCCGCCCAGCCGGGCGCCCCCCCUGCCGAGCACAUUUUACGGGGCACGCCACGGGGAGUUGGUCCGGUCGCCGAGCGCCGGGUCCGUGGGAUCCACCAGCAGCCGGGCCUUCCGAUGGCGGCGCCGCAGCCCCGGCUGA
Molecule: messenger RNA, 2775 nt
Organism: Fonticula alba
Lineage: Eukaryota; Rotosphaerida; Fonticulaceae
Exons: 2
Coding region: 1-2775 (924 amino acids)
Source: RefSeq, a predicted model, not a curated record